GCCGACCUCCACUGUUGAGAAUGUGUGUUUGUGUGUGCGUCUCUCCUCAACAGACACGAGAUCACAACGUGAUGAGAUGUGAUACUUAACGGUGUUGUGUGUGUUUUUUUAUUCAAACUUUCUUUGAAUAUUUUGUCCAAUAUAUUCGUACUGUUUCGAUGCCGUAUUCCGACUCAUUCCGCCCCCGGGGACGCACAAUUGACUGGCCGAGGAAAAACGACUUGGUUUCUGCCGAAGAGUGUCCGCUUCCCCUCCCCUCGAUGAAGCGCUGCGAUGCCCUCUGAUUUUGUCUCCCUCCUCAGCUCGGACCUCGACCUCAAUUCCCCCAAAUCUCUCUACUCUAAAGAGUCUGUAUAUGACCUCCUCCCCAAAGAGCUCCAGCUCCAGCAGUCAUCCACCCAGACCGACCCAACCACCAUGAGCCAGAAGAGCGGAGGAGAGGCGGGGCCUCCUCCGUCUGCAGCCUUGGCUUCAGAUGCCACGUCUUCCACCUCCAACCCUACUGCCUCCUCCUCCUUGGCCAUGGGAGCCCCAAGCUCCGUUGGCACGUCCUCCUCCAACCAUCUCAAGGCCCCCCAGAAUCUCCACUCGGCUGGAGGGGAUGGAGCUGUCGCGUCGGAAGUGCAAGUCAUGGAGGCAGGAGCUGCGUCUGCUCCCAACAGGACCAACAGCGGAGCAGGUGCUGCAGCAGGAGAUCCUGGGUCAGGGGUCUUGUCAGGGCUUGGAGUUCAGCAGCCUCAAAACACCCCAUCGAAGCGGAGACCGGUUUUGAGCAUAUCCCCGCCACCUGAGGAUCUGUUCGAUGACAGUCAGAUGUCCUGCUUAGAGGAGCCCCCCGUAGCCAGCGCGCUGGGUCCAGACUCCGAGCAUAGCAGUAGCAUGUGGGCUGAUGACUCAGUUUCCAACUUCAGCUUGGUCAGCGCCUUCUCCUACAACGACAACACGGAGGUGCCGCGCAAGUCCAGAAAACGAACCCCUCGCCAGCGGCCGGGCCCCAAGCCUGCUCACCCAGAGGACAGUAUGGAUGUGUUUGACGCUGACAGUGCCAAGGCGCCUCACUUUGUCCUGUCCCAGCUUGGGCCGGACAAAACUAGCCCCAUGACCAGCUCUCUUGAGUCUGGGACUGCAGUGAAGGGUGGCUCGCUAUCUACUCAGUUCCCUCAAAAAAGCAACGGGAAGGAGCUAAAGAUGUUGGUGCAGCCUGAGACACAGCACAGAGCUCGAUAUCUGACUGAAGGCAGCCGAGGUUCUGUCAAAGACCGCACACAACAGGGAUUCCCGACCAUCAAGUUGGAGGGUGUGAGUGAGCCAGUAGUGCUGCAAGUUUUUGUAGCGAAUGACGCAGGCAGAGUGAAGCCUCACGGCUUCUACCAGGCAUGCAGAGUGACUGGUCGCAACACCACUGCAUGUACGGAAGUGGACAUCGAGGGCACCACUGUUAUCGAGAUCCAACUGGAACCCAGCAGUGACAUGACACUUGCGGUGGACUGCGUAGGAAUUUUGAAACUUCGCAACGCAGACGUAGAGGCACGUAUUGGAGUGGCAGGAUCCAAAAAGAAAAGCACCCGGGCUCGACUGGCCUUUCGAGUCAACAUCACCCAGACAGACGGAUCCGUCCUCACCCUACAAGUCACCUCAUCACCCAUUCUCUGUACCCAGCCAGCGGGAGUACCAGAGAUUUUGAAGAAGAGUCUCCACAGCUGCUCAGUAAGAGGAGGAGAAGAAGUUUUUAUAAUCGGAAAAAACUUCCUCAAAGGAACCAAAGUUGUAUUUCAGGAGAAUAUUGCAGAUGAUAAUUCCUGGCAAGCUGAGGCGAAUAUUGACAUGGACCUUUUUCAUCAGAAUCAUUUGAUUGUGACAGUUCCUCCGUUCCACAACCAAUCAAUAACUUCCCCAGUUUCCGUGGGAAUUUUUGUGAUGACCAAUGCUGGCAAAUCACACGAAGCCCAGCCUUUCACCUAUUCUCCAGACUCAGCCGAUAAUGCCGAUGUUAAAGCAGUAAAAAUUGAGGAACCUUCCUUCAAGACAUGUACAUUUGACAGUCAGAUCCAAUCUGUGUCUUCUGACCAAACUGACUGCUCUGGUCAGCCUGUGAAAAGGGAAGAGGACACACCAAUGGAAGUGUCAAGCAAUCCACACCCCACAAACGUGUUCAAGCAAUCCCCUGCCCCAAUUGUUUCAGUGCAGCAGACACUUGAGCUCAGCUCCAGCCCUCAUUCAGGUGGGGAGUCCUUUCAGAGCUCAAUGCCCCUACAACCUGAGGAUGUGGAACUUCCCCAGGCACCCUCUGUCUUUCCUAGCCUCGAGUCUCUUAACUCAAUUCAAAAGCAAGACAUUGCCCCAACGGCGUCCUUUCCAAUGUCAGGAGAUCCAACAAUCCCCCCGGUAACCCCAGAAGUCCCCCAGCAGUUCCUUAGAGACCCUCAGGAAAGCCUGCCGCCUGAAAGUUCUAACAACGGUGCAGUCAUGGUUGUAGCCAUGUCCCAAAUAGCAGCACCCUCUCCACCCCAGCCACAGCAGUCACAGGUUCCCUUAUUUGCCCAAGAAGGCGUAGCCCAGCUGGAGAGGGCAGUAAGGGAGCUCCAGGCUGGAGCUAAUCCCACACUCCAGCAGGUUAUAGAGGCAGCUGUAGCCCAGCAGCAGCAGCAGCUAAAUUCUGUGCUUUACAGCCCCACUUCCUCUGCAGACACUCUUCAACAGCACGUCCAGGAGAACAUGAACAGCCUUAGGUUGGGAGCCGCAGAUAAUUCGCUGUCGCCGCAGCAACAGCUGCAGAUUCAGCAACAUCAAAUGCAACAGCAACAACAGCAGCAGCAGCAGCAGCAAAUACAACAUUUUCAACAACAGCAAAUACUAAGUAAUCUUCAACAGCAACAUCACCAUCUCCAGCAGCAACAGCAGCAAGUCCUUGGAAACAUGCAGAUUCAACAACAACUUCUUCUACAGCCGCAAGACCAACAGCAACUACAGCAGCAACAAAUUCUGGAGAACAUCCAACAACAGCAGUUGCAACAGAAUCAGCAACAAGUCAUAAACAACAUCCAGCUUCAGGAUCAACAACAAAAUCAAAUUCUAAGCAAUUUACAACAACAUCAGCUACAACAACAACAAAGCCAAACAUUGAGCAACCUGCAGCAGCAACAGUUGCAGGAACAGCAAGUUUUAGAGAACCUGCAACAGCAACUACAGGCCGAGUUGCUCCAGCCACAAAUCCAUUCCAAUCCCCAAGUACAGCAGCCGGUCGCCCUCCUUCAGCAACCUGGUGAGAUGCUUACCAUCCAAACCAGUUUCCCAACACAGCCCCCAUCUCAUACAUCGCCCCCACAGCAGCUUUUCCAGUCCCCCAGGCCUAUUGCAGAGACCCAGGGUACCCAACAGCAGGUACAAGCGGCCCUGCUCCAGACAGUUUUGACGAGCAGCAGCCUCAACACAGAGCAACAGUCCACCGGGUCGGCCCUGUAUCUUUCGCCGAACUCUCAGUCCCAACAGCAGCAGCAGUUGGCAUUCAUCUCCACCAUGGAGACAUCCACCAGCCAGCCCCAGCCCGUUCCCAUGUUUCAUAACCAGCCUCAAGCUCAGCUUUCGCAAAUACAGCAGCAAAGCACCCCCAUGGAACAACAGCAAUCGCCACAGCAAAAUCAACAACAGUCACCACAACUUUCCAUUGGCCAACAAGGCUCUUUGUUCCAAAGCAUACCCAACCAUUCGCAACCUAACCCUCUCCCCCAGAAUCAGCUCUCCCAGCCACAGCAGACAGGUCUGCUCCUCUGCACUGCAGAACUAAAUCCCCAGACUAUCCUUUUCAGCACGCAGACCCAAGGAUCAGCCCCGAUGGGCAGUAUCUCAGUUGGACUUUCCCAACCAGAAACAGCCGAGCCAAUGUCCUUCCAGGAUCAGAGCUCCUUGGGUAACAACUCGACAUCCACUCAGAACCAACAGCGCAGCAUUUUCCAUGAGCAGCAGCCCAUGCAAGUGGGCACAAGCUCUUCUAGCGUCUCUAACAGUCGAUCGGUGGAGCUGUUCCUGCCCCAGGCCUCCCUGUCCAGCCUACAGAGUACUCUUAGUUCGCAGGAGCUAAACAACCAGACUGCAGCCCCCGGUACAACCAUCUUUGUGGUCCAGGGCGCUGUAGGCGUGGUGGACAGCCCUGGCCAACAGCCCCCGGAACAGCUUUUCCAGACAACUGUGGGUGAAAAUGUGGCCCAAGGUGGACCAGCCAACUUGUUUGUGUUUGGCAUCCAGAAUGACACUCCCCAGCUGCUCAAUUCCGCCGGCUCAACCCUUCCAGUUCAGAACCAGGCCCAGAACACAGGCCACAUGCAGCCACUGAUGGAGCAGCCCAUGGCCCAGGCGUCAUCCACCAUGCACAGUAGCCUACAGAGCAGCCUACAGAGCAGCCUCCAGGCACAGAUGCAGUCCAGCUUGGAGAGUGCCAUGCAGAACGCCAUGCAGACCAACACCCAGGUGACCCUGCAACCUGUUUUACAGCCCAACAUUGACACAAGCCUGCCAACUCCCAUGCAGACCAAUCUCCAGAUACAGAGCAGCUUACAGAAUACACUGCAGGCGUCCGACAUGGGCAAAAUUGAGGACCUACUGGAAAGUCUACAGAAGCAGUGACGUGUUUGUAUGUGUGGACCACGUGGAGAGAAGGUAGCCAUGUACUCCCAAAGUCAACGAGACUUGCCGGCGCAUGGUGUUUUGUGCCAAUGCCACAAAACUUAAAAAUAAGUAUAUUUAAGAAAUAAAUGCCCCGCCCCCUUUUACCUUAAAAAAACAAUUACGAGCUUAUGUAACUCACUUUUAUUAACUAUUUAUCAUAAAUUAUAGCCUUUGUAUAUCCAUUGUCCUUGAAUUGAUGAUCUGCCUUUUGUUAUUACCCCUCUUGCAGGAUCAGAGAGGCCUGUAAUAACUGCUUUAGUCGUAAAAACAAAUGCAGUGUUUUGUUUUUUUCAUGAGUGUUUUAAUAUUGUGGGCCUAGGAGACAGGGGGAAAACCAGCCUUUUUUGGAUGGAAAACUGGAUGGAAGAAUGUCACAACUGGGGAAUUCCAUGAGCAGUGAAUAGGCAAAAGUCGCUAUAACAGUUAUACGUCGAUUAGAACAUCUGAUUGUAGACAAACAUUGCGCUGAAUCAAAUUUUUGGGAGUUUGGAAUCUAAAAAAAUCUUUUGCUCGGAGAGGUGAUGCUCGCAGUGCAUCUGUUUUUUUUUUUGUUUUUUUUAAUCACUCAAAUUUGCUCUAACGGUAAAUGCUCUUAUGUUAUGUACAAUUGAAGGGAAGGCACUUUCAAAAAAAUAUAAUGUCCACAAACUAUUACAGUGAAUCCACAAUUAUUGCAACAGUUAAAUUCCAGACCCACCCAAGAAAAUCUACAAUCUAAAAAGACUAUAUAGAGUGGAACCUCGAUUUGAUGGAACCAGAACCAAGGAUGUCUUUAUUUAACAGAAAAUUUGCAGAAAUAGUCGUGUCCAGCUGAAGCUCAAAACGUCCGCCCGUAACAGCGAGCGGGGUCCAUGUGUUCUGAAUUGGCAGCUUUUGUUUGCAGACGCAAUUAACAGACAGAGCCUGGUACUCUAGUUCUGCUAGCGAGCCCGCUGCGAUCGCCUCCAUUUUGGCCAUGGCGGUGGAGCAGCUGAGCGUGCAGCGGGGUCGGGAGUCCAAGGCCACACGCUCUACAGCCCUAUGUUCACUGGAGCUUUCAUCUUGUGCAUACAUCGCUCAAAUACUCUCUACUGGUUUUGGUUCCGUCAGUAUACAGUUGUCAACUUUUCAAGCCAUUCACAAAGACAUCCAAACAAAAAGGAAGUGUUCUAACCCUAGUAACUGGUGAUAAAUUGAGUCAGCCGUUUCCGUGGUUACAGUAAGACAAUAUGUUUAAAUCUUCAAACAACUGUAUACUGUUAAAAAAAAUGAGAAAAAUAUUGCGUCAAAAUCUGCGAUAUAGGGGGAUCUCAAACAAAUUGCCAUAUAGUGGGGGUUCACUGUAAUAGUCAAAAGUGUUAUGAAGCACAUUCGUUUUGUUGACUCAAGUUUAACACUCCCGAAUGAGAUUGAACCCGGUUGAAUACUGUGACUUAUCUCGGUGUUUCCAAACAACUAUGAAGUUUGUCUUAUCUUUUUUUUUUUUUUUUGGUCCAACUCAAUGUGGAUAGAAACUUUACACUUUGAGUGUUGUGUGGUUUUAGAGACAUUUUAUCUCAAGCACUUUAUAACCUCCUCUGUGUAUCCAGCUAACCCUUACAUCCAUCCAUGCAUCCAUCCAUAUGCGAAAACAUAAACACGCACCAAGGCAUCAAAACGGUGGUGAAAAAAGCAGUCUUUGCAGGAUAAAAACAUAGCAGAGCAUCUUCUCAAUAGUUUGUACUUCGAGGCCAACUUAGUAUUGAAAGAUUCAAAAUGUGAAUCCCAAGUUGUACUGUAUGAAAGGGGCCUUUUUUUUUUUGUUUUUAAUUCCAGGAUGAAGUUUCAAAUUUUUUUUGUUUUUAAUUCCAGGAUGAAGUUUCAAUUAUAUAAGAAUAAAAUCUUAAUUUUAAGAUUAAAAAUGCUGAAUGUUUGAACAAGUCCUAAUAUUACAAGAAUUAAGUCAUAAAGUUGCGAGAAUAAAUCAGGAUACAUCUUUUAUUAUUGGCUAAAUUAGGGCUCUUCCCGCCAUGUUCCAACAAGGACUAAAACAUUUUUUUUCCCCUAUAAAUUGCGAUUCUGUUUUAAUGUCAUUUUUUUUCAAGGUCCAUUCCACUUUUUUUUUCUUUUUAACAAACAAGCAAUGAAUUCAUCUUUCUUACAAAAACAAUGUCAAAGCUAUUAUACAUUAUAGCAGGGGUUCUUAACAAGUCAAUCGCGAUGACCGAUAGCCCGUGGACUGGUCCCAAGUCGAUCACCGGGGAUGUAGGGGGAAAUGGGGUAAAGACAUCAAACAAAUGAAGGCGUGGAUUACAACAACAAUGCAAACAAAUCUGUGGCUUUACCACUUCAACAUUUCCAAUUUCUCAUGUUUCAUGAAAAAUUAUAUGGCUAUAUGUGGGCUGCACAUCUUAAACACUGAACUUAACGAUCUACAUCACUAAAUAACAAUAUGCAUAUAUAAAAAAAUAAAUGACUUACCGUCAUCCGACUUCAAAACCGGCUAAAGAACCAGGAGGCAUUACAAGCGGUGGCAGAUGCAUUGACGGCGCCUCAAUUAAAUGAGGAGGAACAUCAUUUCAUAUGGUGCCACGAUGGGCGCAUAGCUUGAAUAAUUGAUUCCUCUGCGGCGUUUUCACGUUAUUUUCUGUCUCUACGGUGAACCACAGUCUGUGGUUGAAGAAGCCCUACAUGCACAUUUCAUCAGUAAGAAUGUGAUUAUAAAUGUUCUCGUACAAGGUAUAUCUCCGAGUGCUUCUGAAAGAUUGGCCUGCAUCAUGUUGUCAGAACCAUCAACAGUAAAGUGAAAGCUCAUCAGGACAAAAUGUGCUGCAAAAUGUUAACCUCGAAGUCACGAAUCACGAUACUGACAUAUGUUCUUGAUGGUGGAUGCAAACAGUGAAGUUGAUUCUUUGAGAGCAAAAUGAUUGCACUGAUAACUUAAUAAAAAAAAUAGAAGUUGUAAGGCAACGUAAGGUGGCUGCGCUCUGGCUUCAGCCGCAAGUGUCCAUUUGUUAGUCCACUCAUAUCUAAGUCUGUGGCUCCAAUAUAUGACAGCAACCGGAAUGAAACAAAAUAUAUAGCACAGAGGGUGUUUUUUUUUUGUUUGUUUGUUUGUUUUUGUUUUUUAAACUUCGCAAGACUAAAAAAGAUCGAAACGCGUUAGAUUGACCUUGAGGUCUCAUAAGUGAAAACUUGCUGAAAAUGACGUACACCUACGGCAGCAGGUUUGAAGUGCUGACGUUUCUGCCUAUUUUGAACUCCUCUGACAACUUCCGUUCCCAAUAGCAAGUCUACUCGGGAUUAUAUUGCAAAUGCAUUUUUUUUUUUUAUUGUUACAACUGGUUUCUCAGCUUUAUCCUCAGAAAAUGUUUAUACAAGACAAGUGUUAGUUAACCCUCAAAAUGUACCAGGAAAAUAUCCAAUUAUUAACAUUCUUGACUUCUUUUAAAAAUCCGACACUUUCUCAAAACGUAUUUAAAGAAAAAUCCCCAGGAAAAAUGUGAACUUUAUUCCGUUAACAUUAUAACUUUUUUUCCUCUCACAAACACUUUUUUUUCUUCUCUAAAUAAUCCCUCAGAAAAAAAAUCCAAUUAACACAAUGAAUAAUUCUUGUGAAAUGUUAAGAUAAUUCUGCUAAUAUAACUGAAUCUCAGUCCAACUUAAUUCUGCAAAUAUGACGUUAAAGUUACUUUCUCAUAGUAUUAUCUGUAUUCUUCAAAAAUAGGACUCAAAAUAUUUCCCGGGUAAAAAAAAAAAUCAACUUUGUUGUAACAGAAUUUUAUUCACCAUCCAUCUAAUUUCUGAAGCAUUCUCAUCAAAUGGCAGCAGUGUUGUUUCCCCUCCCCCACAACUUUAUUCAGUAACGUUGUUACUUUUUUUCACCCUAAUUUAUUUCCGUGUGGCCCGAAUACUGCUCGUCGGUUCAGUGUGGCCUGUGCAUUGGCCAUUCUCUCUGGCCAUGUUUUUUUUUUUUUUAAAUCGGUAUUUUCCAGUCCUGUGUCAGAUGUUGUGUUCUUCCUAACACUUGGUUGAAAUGAAGAUUUAUCAUAUUGCUCUAUAUGUUCAUACUGGUUGACCUCGUGUCUGUGGAAGUUUUAAAGAAGAGGCAGGCAGCAUGUGACUUUGGCACCUUCCCGACUUUUGUGAACGGUAACUACGAUGAUGGAGGCGUCCCAUUUUGGUUUUGCUGUGCCAUGUUGGUGCACUCUACUAAUCAGUUUAAUUUCAUGUAUUGUCAUCUGGUUGUUGCUUUGAAGCAGUGGUCAAACCAAAGCUCCUGACGACAAAAUACCCCCCCCCCCCCGCCCUCGUAAUGUUUACUCAAUUCUACUUGCAGCUCAAGUGUGUACAGUCCAGAGAAAGAUAUGUAAAAGGUACUUUAAAGAACAUUUAUGCCAAUUUGAUCCCUCAAACAAGCAUCGUAACAUCACACCGCUCUACGUACUUAAGCAUAUCUACAAAAACAAAAAAAAUGGUGUCUCACUUCUUUGUUUACAUUUUUCAUCUUUAUUCUAGUCUGGUCGCUGUUCGUGAUCCAUUUUAAAGUAAAUUAUCUUUUUUAGACUUUUGUAUCCAUGUAUCAAAGUGUAGAGUAUUUUUGUAACUGAAACAAACAAAGAGGUGUUGUUGGAUUCUCACAGUGCAGAAUAGUAUCAGUGGUGGUAUGUUGUCCGAAAGCUAGCGCAGGUGUGUUGUGCUCCAAGUAAGUCCAGAUUGACCUGAGUUUUCUUUUCUUUUUCCUCAUCUUGUAUACAGAGGAUCCUCCGUUUACGACUGAGUUAUAUUCAUACUCCAGUGACGUAACCUGGAUUUGUAUGUAAUAUGUAGUCUAUCACAAAGCUUCAGCAAUAGUCAUAAUUACAGUUCAUAUUUGUAUUAAAACACUUUUGACACAUAUAAAACAAAAAAAAAAACAGUAUAAAUUCCAUUUAUUGUAUGAUUGUUUCUCAGACCUCGACACCAACAACGUCGUAAGGCUACAUUGUUUUACGUCUGAAAAAAUGCCACCUUCUGAAAUGGAGUGUGUGUGAGACAACAUUCAAUGAUAAAUUAUUCAAAUCCGGAAAUUCAGAUUUUAUGACCAAUUGUUAUCUUAAUUUGAGUCUCCACCGAUUCACUUUAAACGAAGAAGAAACAAAAAUGCAUUUCUAAGCAGAAGUUUUUGAAUCAAAGUUGUUCGCUGCUUCCAAUACGAUUAGGGAACAGGCAUUUUGGGUGUGAGUCCAUACUCUACUGUUCUUGGUCUCGGUUUUUGUGAAAUAAAUUUCCCUCAUAAAUGUGACUUUAGUCCAGUAUGGCUUUUUUUUUUUCUUUCUUUCUUCCUCUUCACGCUGAAUUUUUUGGGCUGGUGCAGCUUAUACUCCUUAGCAACUUCCGAAAAAUACGGUACUUAAUUCUCAUACUCUUAUGACUUGUGUUUCAGAACAUUUCAGAUUUUUUUUUUCACCAUUAGAACAUAAUGAAACAUGACCCAAAUGUUUUGCUCGUUACUUUAUGCCAUAGGUGUCAAACUCAAGGCUCCGGGGCCAGAUCUGGGCCACCACAUCAUUUGAUGUGGCCCGCGAAAGCAAAUCAAACAUGUUGACUUAUAUGAUGCUUACUAAAAUUUUACGCUAAUUUCAAAUUCUCGUAUGUAAUAUAUAAAAGAGCUAUUUUAAGUUUUCUUGUUACCAAAAUCCCCAUUUCAGUAACUUAUAGUUGAAGAAACCAUUAUUCUUGACUUCUUUCUAUGGUUUCACGUUCACAAGUAAAGUCAGAAUUACAGUAAAUAUUUUUCUGAGAAAGACUCGAAGGUCAUUAAUAUAAAUCAAUUAACCUUGAAACAAUAACCGAGGACUCUAAAUAUUGCAGAGAAAUUAUUUGUGUAAGUUUGCAGCUUUAAGUUGUAUAUUUUGAGAGAAAGGGUAUAGUUUGUUUUAAGUACAGAAUGGUUUUUUGCGGUGACAGACUGCAAUUGGCAAAAAUGUGUCACUAAUUGAUACUCCCUUAUAAUUUUCAUGAAGAAUACAAAUUCUGGGGGGAAAAAGUACGAGGGGCUUGUUCAGGUAAAAAACAACCAAAAAGGUUAUCGGGUCCCAUUGGUUCCCGCCCCAAAACUAAAAUAGGUCAGAUUAUUAUAAACAAACCAGGAAUAUGUGGGGAUCCACUGUAUACACAGUAUGACUCGCGUGAAUCUUUUUUUUUUCCUCCCCAAAUAUUCCAUUUUAUUCUCAAAAUUGUAUUACACCAUUGAUGUAACCCCGUAAUUUGUCACAGAUCACUAAAGUCAGGAUUACAGUCAACAAAUGUAUGAAAAACACUCGUCCUUUAAUAUAGAACAAAUGAAAACCAGUAAGUACAGUGGGAACUAAGCGUUUCUUUGUGUGCCGCGCGAUGGCAUUUUCUUGCAUGGCAUUCCAUUCCUAACCUGGAAACGCGGUACACGGUAAACCUUGGAUCCCAUCUGUAAUAACCCACUGCCACAUGCGCUACAUGGUCUAGUGGCAAUGGUCAAACAUCUCAAAAGUGGCAUUUUUAAUUUUAUUUAUUUUUUUUUUUAAACUCAUCCAGUAAACUGUAGGCCAGGUUAGCGCACACUUGUCAGUUUUCAAGCAUUCCAUUCCUCUUGAUUAUAGGGGGAACUAAAAAGCACAUUUGAGAAGAGUAUGCUUCUUAAAGCCAUACUAGAAGAAGAGGAGAGUGAGUGGGUGGGCUUCAGUUUCAUGAAUGUAAUUGUUUUACCUCAUGCUAUGUGCACAUCAGACCAAUUUGCAGAGAACAUUUGCGGCAAACGUGUACAUUUGUCCUUUUUUUUUUUUUUUAAUGCAUCAUUGUCGGUCCUGAAGUAGAGAACACUCGACUGAAGUGGGGGGGCGGGGGGUGAAAGCACACAAAUCUUUUACCUUUUUACACACUUUUGUCCUUCACUGGUGUGUGAAUGAAUAUCCGUGUAUAUUUAAAUGUGAAUUAUACUGCAGGGGUAUGUUGAAUUUCAAUGGUGGCGCUUUCAACAGAACUUUGUGUGCCUUGGAAAAAAAAAAAAGUUUUCUCUGCUGUUGACUCUCUUUACUGUCCUUUCCACCCCUUAUCUCCUGCAUUUUUUUUUCAAAACUACAGCCCAUACUGGUUGUUUGUAUUUUUGAACAACCAUUGCAUGAUAUCAUUCUACCUAUUUUGGGGUGCCUCGUGAGAUUGAAUUGAGUUGUUUUUGUUUUGUUUUGUUUUUAAAAAGGGACGAAAUAAUGGCGAUUUGUUUCCUUGCAAGGGUGUUUUUGUGCUGCCGUGCUUCUCUGCAUUUACUCGACUGUUGCUGUGAAAGGCAAAAAAAAAUAAGUUACUGUUCAUUGCCAAUAGCGUGAGCCGUAUGUCGUACUGUUGUAGUCAAAAGGAGCUUACCCUCAGUUUGCUUUGUCAUUCUUGUUUUGUGUGUGGGUGUGUGUGUGUGUGCGCGUGUGUGUAGUAUAUAUUUAGCCUUACAGCCCUGCAUUUAGGGAUAAUGGUCAAGCCCCCUCAGUGUGUUAUCAUUCAUUUGAAUUAUCAUUAUGUACUUUGCCUUGGUCUGGACAUUUGUAUACUCUCUUCAGUUUGUAUCUGUAAUCCUGCUGCUACAUUAAAUUAAUUAAUAAAAGUGAAAAAA
Messenger RNA from Hippocampus comes (tiger tail seahorse), 12238 nucleotides. It is a transcript of the gene nfat5a, whose product is annotated as nuclear factor of activated T cells 5a. Gene Ontology annotation, cellular component: transcription regulator complex. The transcript has 12 exons. Bases 274 to 4620 code for a protein of 1448 amino acids. Gene Ontology annotation, molecular function: transcription factor binding; DNA-binding transcription factor activity, RNA polymerase II-specific; RNA polymerase II cis-regulatory region sequence-specific DNA binding. The record is from RefSeq and is a predicted model, not a curated record. Gene Ontology annotation, biological process: calcineurin-NFAT signaling cascade; cytokine production; regulation of transcription by RNA polymerase II. Lineage: Eukaryota; Metazoa; Chordata; Actinopteri; Syngnathiformes; Syngnathidae.